AUUCUCAAUCUCAAUCCUAGACUUACAAUGUUCCAAUUCAUAGCUCUUAAUCUACUGAAAAUUUGAAAGAAACUUGUUAUUCAAAUUCAAACCUUAUUUUUCUGUGUUUCAUGACCUAAUUCAUAAAGUCUCAAAUCUAUUUGGCACAAUGAAUUGAUCGAGAAUCUCAAAGAAUCGGAAAAUUUUUAAAAUGACGAAAACUAUCAUGCCAAGGAAAGUUGAUACUUUAUUUGCAUGUAAAGAAUACCAUUACCACUACAAAGAAAAGAACAAAAUGCAUCAUGUUUUCACGUUACUCUAAAGUAGAAGAACACUUUUGGAAUCAAAUUAUCAUUUAUUUAUAGUGGAAAAUUGUUAACAACUUGAUAUCCUCUAUAGCAGAAAUCAUUUUUAAAAUUGCCUUUCACACAAAUAUAGUAAAGAAAGACUAAGAGAGAGUGAGAUGGAUUCUAACGGUGGAUUUCAUGAGGUGGAAAAGGAUGGUAAACUGUUUUUGGUAUACCAUCACCCCAAAUAUUGUCCCAUACCCGAAACACAGACCCUAACCUCCCCCACCGACCUUCCUCUUCAACCUCUUUUCUUAUGCCCUCGUAUAAGAAAAUAUACCAUCAACUCAUCCACUUUUCUGCUCAAUUCUUCCCCCGAGUACGUCUUCCCUACAACAACGGAUUCCAAUGAUCAUCAUGUACUUCCUUUGUUUUGGUGCAACAAUAAAGAAUUUGAUGCUGAUGGUGGGUGCGACAUAUGCGGAGGCUCAAAUUUCGGCACAGACUAUUACUUCUGUAACAACUGUGAUAAAAAAUUCCAUAGAGAAUGCGUCCAGUCUCCUCUUAAAAUCAAACACCCUUACCACCCUGAGCAUUCUCUCCAACUUUACUUUCUUCCUCUAACUGAUAUUGAGUGCUUAUGUUGCCGAAGAAGAGCAAUGAGGUUAGUUUAUCAUUGUACCAUAUGUCAGGCUUAUAUGCAUCCAACAUGUGCGAUGAAGCCAAUACCCUUUAUUAUAGACCCACCAAAACAGCAUAUCCAUCCUCUCACCUUUUUCCCGAGACAAAUAGGUUUAACUUGUAACGUUUGUGGUUUGUCCAGAAAAACUUAUCCCACCUACGUUUGUUUAAGAUGUAACUUUGUAGCUCAUAAUGAUUGUAUGAAUUUCCCACACAUCAUCAAGAUAUCACGUCACCACCAUCGUAUCUCCUUCACUCUUUCUUUUCUAUCCAGAGAACGGUUAUGUGGAGUUUGUCGUCAAAGUGUUAAUGGUGAUUACGGUGCAUAUACUUGUGACAAGUGUAAUGAUUAUGCCGUUCAUUCAAUAUGUGCUACAAGGAAGGAUUUGUGGGAUGGAAAAGAACUCGAAGGUGUACCAGAAGAGGAUGAUAUUACAGAAAAUGUCAGGCCGUUUGAGAUGAUAUCUGAAGGAGAAAUACUUCAUUUUCUUCAUGACCAUCCUCUCAGGCUAGAGAGCAUCAAACUUUUUGACGAAAAUAAAUUUUGUCAAGCGUGUGUCCUUCCUAUCUAUGAAGGUAACUUUUAUUCUUGUGUGGAGUGUGAGUUCAUCCUCCAUGAAAAUUGUGCUAAGGCUCCCCGUAGAAUCCAACAUGCCUUACAUCGUCAUCCACUUACAUUGAAGGCUGUCGAUGUAGAUUAUUCCUAUUGCGAUGCUUGUGAUCGUAGAUAUAGUGGCUUUUACUAUGGGUGUUACAAAGAUGAAUGCCGGUAUACUCUAGAUGUAAGGUGUGCUUCAAUUUCUGAGCCGUUUGAUUACAAAGGUCAUGAACAUCCCUUGUUCCUAGCUUUAAACCCAGAAGUAAAACCCAUAUGUCAUGUAUGCAAAAGAGAAUGUCAAGAACAAUUAAAUUGCAUCCAAUGCGGAUGCAAUUUUAUUGUAUGUUUCAGAUGUGUUACCUUACCAUACAAAACAAAAUAUAAGCAUGACACACACUUUCUCACAAUUUCAUAUGGUGAAGAAGUACGCGAGAAAGAUUGGUGUGAAGUAUGCGAACAGAAUUUAAAAGAUACGGGCACAAAAGUGUUCUAUUGGUGCAACGAGUGUUACACUACUUUUCAUAUCGAAUGCGUAUUAGGAGAAGACCCAUAUAUGAAGCUUGGUAAAUAUCCUGAAGAUUCGGGUGGGAAGUUUGAAAUUCUUGGCAAAUGCAAUAUUUCUCGACCAUUGUGCUAUUAUUGCAAGAAACGUUGUCAGGGGAAAAUAUUUAAGAGAGAUAACAACAUAGCAUGUUCUAUGAUAUGUCUUUAUGAGAUAGAGAAUUUGUAAAGAUGUAUGAGCAUUCAACCUCUUUUAAAUAAAGCGUAAUUUCUCCUUUUA
Molecule: messenger RNA, 2326 nt
Organism: Arabidopsis lyrata subsp. lyrata
Lineage: Eukaryota; Viridiplantae; Streptophyta; Magnoliopsida; Brassicales; Brassicaceae
Exons: 1
Coding region: 443-2275 (610 amino acids)
Source: RefSeq, a predicted model, not a curated record